AUGUUGCAGGAAAUUCGUCGAAUGGGUGGUAGGCAUGACUCGGAUUGGCAAGGGAACGGGGUUUGGAGAUCUCUUAGGGACGGCGAUUACGACGAGCAAGAUGUUUGGGAUGUGCUGCGACACAACAGCAAAACCAACUCCAUUCAGCAGCACUCUGCUCCACUCCCCUACAGAAACUUCCCCUCCGCCGCCAGAAUGAUCCCCAUUGGCGGCGGCGGCAGCAGCGACAACGAAGCGAAGCUGUUGGUACAGCAGUCGGCGCCGGUCAACAUCCCUGACUGGUCCAAGAUCCGCGGCAAAAAUCAGCCCAGUAAGAGCUCCAAGAAGCCAUGGAUGGGCUCCGAUGACGACGAUGGAGAGCGCGAGGACGAGGAGGGCGACGAAAUGGACGGUGGUGAUGACAGCCAUAUGGAGCCGCCGCACGAGAUGAUCUCGAGGAGGAUGGCGAGGACCCAGAUUUCGUCCUUCUCUGUGUUGGAAGGUGUCGGGAGGAAGCUGAAAGGGAGGGACCUUAGCAAAGUCAGGAACGCCAUUUUGACCAGAACAGGGUUUCUGGAAUCCCGCUGAGAUUGAGAAAUCAAUCAAUGAAUCUGGUCAUUCUUUACAAAUUGGGAGGAUUUUUUCUUCUUCUUCUCCAGGAUCUGCUGCGGCGUCUAAUUUAUGGAAACGUGUGAAGAAGAUUGUAGAUUUGGUGGGGGAUUUUAAAUUAGGUUUUAGGAAAUCUAGCCAGCUAGCUUGGUAGUUACUAGUUUGCUGUUUGUGGUCAGGAUUUCAUCGUCAGGAUUCAGGUGGUUUCUUCUGUCAUUAUUUCUGUUCAAGUUCCUCUGUUUCUUCUGUCAUGAUUUUGAAUGAACGAUUAUACGACCUCAGUUUUUAAUUAAGAUUGUUGGGAUUGUUCAAUUUGAGAUUGUUGUUUCUU
This is a messenger RNA of Linum tenue, 919 nucleotides long. The record is from the annotation of a GenBank genome assembly. NCBI's taxonomy places the organism in Eukaryota, Viridiplantae, Streptophyta, Magnoliopsida, Malpighiales, Linaceae.